Molecule: messenger RNA, 1224 nt
Organism: Auxenochlorella protothecoides
Lineage: Eukaryota; Viridiplantae; Chlorophyta; Trebouxiophyceae; Chlorellales; Chlorellaceae
Product: Peptidyl-prolyl cis-trans isomerase-like 4
Exons: 5
Coding region: 1-1224 (407 amino acids)
Biological process (GO): protein peptidyl-prolyl isomerization
Cellular component (GO): nucleus
Molecular function (GO): peptidyl-prolyl cis-trans isomerase activity; RNA binding
Source: RefSeq, a predicted model, not a curated record
AUGUCUGUGAUCCUGGAGACCAGCAAGGGAGACAUCGUCAUCGAUGUCUUCGUGGACGAGUGCCCAAAGGCUGCCACUAAUUUCCUCAAACUGUGCAAGAUCAAGUACUACAACAACUGCCUGUUCUACAACGUCCAGCGGAACUUCAUCGCCCAGACAGGCGAUCCCACUAAUACUGGCAAGGGUGGGGAGUCUGUUUACGGGGUGCUCUACGGGGAGCAGGCCCGGUUCUUCGAGGAUGAGAUCCGACCAGCGCUGAAGCACAAGAAGAAGGGCAUGGUCGGCAUGGCCAGCGUCGGCCCCGACGCCAACGCCUCCCAAUUCUACAUCACCACCGGGGAGGAGCUGCAGAGCCUGGACGAGAAGCACACCAUCUUCGGGGAGGUGGCGGAGGGCUGGGAGGUGCUGGAGGCCAUCGACGACGCGCCGUGCGACGACGAGGGUCGCCCGCUGCAGAACAUCCGCGUGCGCCACACCAUCGUGCUGGACGACCCCACCCCCGACCCGCCGGCGCUGGCUGUGCAUGUCCCCGACGCCUCCCCGCCGCCGCAGUUUGCAGAGGACGGGCGGCUGGAGGACGACUGGGAGCCGGGGGAGGACGCGCGGCCUGCGGAGGAGGUGGAGCGUGCGGGGCGCGAGGCGGAGGCGCACAACCGCGCGGUGGUGCUGGAGAUGAUCGGGGACCUGCCGGAGGCGGAUGCCAAGCCGCCGUCCAACAUGCUCUUCAUCUGCAAGCUGCACCCCGUGACCAGCGAGGAGGACCUGGAGACCAUCUUUUCCCGGUUCGGCAACAUCACCUCCUGCGACAUCAUCCGCGACUGGAAGACGGGGGACUCGCUGUCCUACGCCUUCAUCGGCUUCGACACCGAGAAGGCGUGCGAGGAGGCCUACUUCAAGAUGAACAAUGUCCUCAUCGACGACCGGCGCAUCAAGGCAAGCUCGUCAUUGGCAGGGGGGGGCGCAGUGGACUUCAGCCAGAGCGUGCACCACCUGUGGCGCCAAUUCAAGCGCUUUGGGAAGAAGGGGAACGCUGAGCUGGCAGACGCGGCAGCCGGCCACGACCGCGGCGGCAGGGACGCAGGCACAUCAGGCCGGCUGGAGCUCAAGGAGCAGUUCCGUGGCCCAACACUCAAUCACGGGAGGGGCAACAGGGAGGGCUACGGUUUAAUCCUAGAUCAUUACGAGGUACGUGGGGAGGGGAGACCCUUUCCCUGGUUCGAUUGA